CUCCAACUCUCUCAGCGAAAGGUGUAUCAGUCAAACUUGUAGACCAGGGAACUAGUGAAAACUGUAUGGAAGGAUACACGUUUGUGUUGGACUCGAUAAACAGUUAUAAAUACCGGAAUCAGUUGCGAUCCCUCUUAGAACUAACUGGAGCAAAGAUUCUUUCCAUUGAAGGGUUUAGUUCAAGCAGUCAAGAAUCGAAGCAUGAAGAGAACAAUUAUGUUGUUUGUGUCAUCCCUGGAGGGUCACCCUACAAAUUUGAUUGCUUCAAUAAACUCAAAGUAUCUAGUGUGAAGGAAAUAGACUUGAUGCGUGCCAUUUUAACUGGGACGUUGGAUCGAUCCAUUUUGAUAUCACCUUGUGCUGAUCAAAUGCUUCCAAAAGUCAAUGGCCUUGGGUUUCUUGUUGGUAGAGAGUAGAAUGCUCUCAAACUAAGCUAAAUCUGAUGUGUCUAAUUUAAUGCGGUAUAGAAAGUGGUAA
Messenger RNA from Humulus lupulus (European hop), 477 nucleotides. RefSeq lists its product as uncharacterized. Gene Ontology annotation, molecular function: damaged DNA binding. Gene Ontology annotation, biological process: double-strand break repair via homologous recombination; mitotic G2 DNA damage checkpoint signaling. Gene Ontology annotation, cellular component: Mre11 complex. The transcript is spliced from 4 exons. The record is from RefSeq and is a predicted model, not a curated record. NCBI's taxonomy places the organism in Eukaryota, Viridiplantae, Streptophyta, Magnoliopsida, Rosales, Cannabaceae. The coding region runs from base 66 to 416 and encodes 116 amino acids.